UCCAGCCUGACUAGGGUUUGGUGGGCACUGGGCAGCAUUACUCAGGCAAGCUCUCCUCACUCACGGCUCUGCUGCAUGCCCUCUCUUCCACACCACCACCCAUCAGUCUCGCCCAACUGCUUGCAGCCUCAUUGUCCGUGUUUCCUGCUAGACCACGCCUUGGCUAUUUUUCGCUGAUAACACCAACGCCAUGCUCGCUACCCCAGUCUUGCUCGUGUCAGGGGCGCUGGCUCUACACGCGAAGAUGCAUUGCCCGCUGACGACAUGUGCGCUGGUGCUAUGCGCGCGGGGCCAUGCGCGCUGGAGCCAGGCGGUUUAACGCCGUGGUCGCUAUCGCCAUACGCGCUGCCACAUUGCCUUCCUCAUGGCGGCAUGCAGAAUGGCGGAAUGCUUCUCCUCAAAUGCCGCUGUUUAAUCCCAGCGCGGGCGCCACGCUCCUCAAGUGCCGUUGCUUCCAUGACCCCUUCUCCUCCCCUUCCCUCCUCCUCCCUCCCCUUCUGUCCCCUUACCUCCCCCCUCCUCCCUCCCCCUCCCCCCCACCCCACCUUUCCCUCCCCUUCCCUCCCAUCUUUCAAGCUUCCCGUCAUCCGUUUCCCUGUCAUGAAGAACGAAUGAGUCGCAUUGGACUGGCAUGUGGCGGGCGGCAGCACGAUCAUCAGCGAAUUUGAGGGGCACGCGUGGACACGCGGGGGCACGAGUGGGCACCGUCGAUGCAUGGCGUCCGCUGCACUCCUGCGACUGCCGCGCGCGCCUUCGCUGGGGCUGUCGACGGCGUCGUUAUGGCCAUGUUGCUUCUCUCGCUAGGCCCGAGCCAGAGCCACUCCCCCAGCCAGCAGAUCCUCCCCCCCGCCGCCACCCUCACCACGGGGACCAAGCGCGAGACGGCAGGGAGGUCCACCGAGACGCCUCAGUGGAGAGGCAGAGGGAGGAGUGGGGUGGGAAGGAGGGGUGAGGUGUGGCUUUGUGUCGGUUCCAUGCUGCGCCAUGCCUCAGUGUGUGUGCAUGCGUGCGUGUAGGUGCGCUCGCUGUCGUUGGGUCACGGGAUGGAAGUUCGUGUUGGAGGGCUUAGUGCACGCAGUUCCAGAUGAAGUACCCAGUGCAGGCUGGCCUUCACAGCUUCCCAAUGCGAUGGUAAAGCUGAGUGUUAGGCUGGGUUGUUGAGCGAAGAUGUUUGGAACCAGAUCGUGCGGCUGCGAUGCCAUGCUGCCAUGGCUGCAUGGCUUCAUUGCAGCACAGCAGCACGGCAGCGCAGUCCGUCUCACAGGUCUGCCACGUUGACCAGCGUGGAUCAGAGCAGAUGGGCUUCCAUGCUGGUGCCAAAAAGGAGCUGUGCACAAGGGAGUUGCAGGCUGCUACAAGUUGAAGAGGUCCAUGAGCGUCGGUAGAGGCAGCACCAUGUCUUGACUCACCGUGACUCACGCAUUCGUGCCAAGUUACGUCAUUCCACCUGGCCCACCUAAGCACAGGGGAACCUCUCUUAAAGCCAUCGACUAAAAAGGCAAACCCAGGGCUCUCUUAAAACUAACUUUUUAUUUUGGGC
Molecule: messenger RNA, 1540 nt
Organism: Closterium sp. NIES-67
Lineage: Eukaryota; Viridiplantae; Streptophyta; Zygnematophyceae; Desmidiales; Closteriaceae
Source: the annotation of a GenBank genome assembly